GCAUGGAGGGAAACACGGUGCGGAGGAGGGGCCGCGGUGCCCACCGGAGAUCCCGGCCAUAGGGGCGGGGAGUCUCCUCCUCCUCCUCCUCCUCCUCCCGCAGCGAGGCUCCAGCUCCCCGCACGCACCGGAGCGCUCGGCUCCCUCCUCCUCGUCCCUCCUCCCUUCCCCUCCUCCCCGCUUCCCUCCCCGGGUCGCCGCGGCUCCGGGAGGAGCGGGGGGGCCCCCGCUUCCUUCCCUCCCCCCUUCCUUCUCCCACCCGCCACGCCGAGGAGAGGCAGAAGCAACGAUGGGGUGCAUUAAAAGCAAAGAAGGUAAAGGCCCAGCCAUGAAAUACAGAACUGAAAAUGCUCCAGAACCUGUUAUUUCCCAUGUCAGUCAUUAUGGAUCAGAUUCCAGCCAAGCAACACAGUCACCGUCAAUAAAGGGAUCAGCAGUUAAUUUUAAUAGUCAUUCCAUGACUCCUUUUGGAGGGCCUUCAGGAAUGACACCUUUUGGAGGAGCAUCAUCUUCAUUUUCAGCUGUGCCAAGUACAUAUCCUAGUACUUUAACAGGUGGUGUUACUGUAUUUGUGGCCUUAUAUGAUUAUGAAGCUAGAACUACAGAUGACCUUUCAUUUAAGAAAGGUGAACGGUUCCAGAUAAUAAAUAACACGGAAGGAGACUGGUGGGAAGCAAGAUCCAUUGCUACGGGAAAGACAGGCUACAUCCCAAGCAAUUAUGUAGCUCCUGCAGACUCCAUUCAAGCAGAAGAGUGGUAUUUUGGUAAGAUGGGCAGGAAGGAUGCAGAAAGGCUACUUUUAAAUCCUGGGAACCAGCGUGGUAUUUUCUUAGUAAGAGAGAGUGAAACCACUAAAGGUGCUUAUUCCCUUUCUAUACGUGACUGGGAUGAGGUCAGAGGUGAUAAUGUAAAACACUACAAAAUCAGGAAACUUGACAAUGGUGGAUACUAUAUCACAACCAGAGCACAAUUUGAAUCUCUACAGAAGUUGGUGAAACACUACAGAGAACAUGCAGAUGGGCUGUGUCAUAAGCUAACAACUGUGUGUCCCACUGUGAAACCACAGACACAGGGACUUGCAAAAGAUGCUUGGGAAAUUCCUAGAGAAUCUUUGAGGCUGGAAGUUAAGUUGGGCCAAGGAUGUUUUGGUGAAGUGUGGAUGGGAACAUGGAAUGGAACCACAAAAGUAGCAAUCAAGACACUAAAGCCUGGUACAAUGAUGCCAGAAGCUUUCCUGCAGGAGGCUCAGAUCAUGAAGAAGCUUCGACACGACAAGCUUGUCCCGCUGUACGCGGUCGUUUCUGAGGAACCAAUCUACAUCGUCACUGAAUUCAUGACAAAAGGCAGCUUACUAGACUUCCUUAAAGAAGGGGAAGGGAAAUACUUAAAACUCCCACAACUGGUCGACAUGGCUGCUCAGAUUGCAGAUGGCAUGGCUUACAUUGAAAGAAUGAACUACAUCCACAGGGACCUCCGGGCAGCUAACAUUCUUGUAGGAGACAAUCUUGUGUGUAAAAUAGCAGAUUUUGGUUUAGCAAGGUUAAUAGAGGACAAUGAGUAUACUGCAAGACAAGGAGCUAAAUUUCCAAUUAAAUGGACCGCUCCAGAAGCAGCGUUGUAUGGUCGGUUUACAAUCAAGUCGGAUGUGUGGUCAUUUGGAAUUUUACUGACAGAGCUGGUAACUAAGGGGAGAGUGCCAUAUCCAGGAAUGGUGAAUCGAGAAGUUCUGGAACAAGUGGAACGUGGGUAUAGGAUGCCUUGUCCGCAAGGCUGCCCAGAGUCUCUUCAUGAGUUAAUGAAACUGUGUUGGAAGAAGGACCCUGAUGAGAGACCAACAUUUGAGUAUAUACAGUCUUUCUUGGAGGACUACUUUACUGCUACAGAACCACAGUACCAGCCUGGAGACAAUUUAUAAGCCAGCAGUCUAUAUAACAUGCACAAAUCUGCCAAAUGUAAAAGACUUGCAAAGAAUUCCUGAAGUCUCUAAGGAAUCACAGGAAAGAAAAUCUUCGCUACUUUGCAUGCUCUUAAUGGCAAACUGGAAUUUCAUAAUGCAGUUGCACAAAACCACUUUUAAAGUGUUAUACUCUGAUUUACCAAUGACAUUUUUUUAUUUUUUCCUCUUUCCCAACUUAUUUUCAGGGUCCAAAGGAAGCUUACUGAAAAUAUGGGGCAGAAAAAAUGAGUGUUGGUGUGAACAAUAGCAGAAAAACCAAUGUUUCAAAUCCUUCAUUCUCCCAGUAUUUGCUAAUCAUUGUACUUUUGAGGGAAUUGUCUGGAAUUUGUGAUCUUGGGGUAAGGCCUUUUUAAAGCAGAAGAACUUUGUGGGACCAAGCAAUUCUAUUCCAGUUCAGUAAAACUCCCUGUGUUUAAAACUACAUGUGUGUGCCCCCACCCCCACAAAACAAAAGAUUUGAUUCACUGUAUUUGAUUCAUAGUCUCAAUCUUUAAGCUUCCACUUUCAUGGACUUAAUUAGAGUAGGCAGGUAAAAAGAGAAAUUGGAACAGUGAAUGAGAAACCUGAUCUAAACGGUAGACCUCAAUAGUGAGAUUAGAGAGCAUAAUGCACUGUGUUAAUACUUGUGUUAAUAUAACUGGAAAGUAGCAUGAGAGAUUUUUCCUUUUUUCUUUCUGCAUAGCUAAUUAAGAAUAAUGAAGGUAACUAGAAAAUGAGGUAAUAUUUUAUAAAAUUGUGUUGAUAAAGUAUGAUGAUAUUUGAACUUGAAGCUAUGUAAUACAAUCACAGGGGGAAAGCCUUUAAUCUUUUAAGCUCCAGUGGAACAGCGAGCUUUUGUAUGGGAAGACUACCUGAACAAAGUUCACCAGGAAAGCAAGACUGAAGCUGGUAAAUGGCCACCUUUUAGUUCUUUUUCAGAGACAGGUUUGGUACUGUUGUAUGUGGCUUGCAAGUGUUAUCGAGGGUGGGUGCCACAAGUGCUAUCUGUCACUAGUUCAGGGAUUUGAUUGCACUUUUGCUUUUCUUGGCUAUUAAAACACACACACCAUUGCUCUUCCCACUUCUGCCCUUCCUACAGAAUUAUUUAACUAAAAAUAAGGAAAAGAAAAUGUGAAAGUUUAAAAAGUAAAGGGAUAAAAUAUAUUUAAUAUUGUCCAAGUAAUGAAAUUUGCUGGUGUUCAGCCCAGCUGACACUACAUCUAGAUUUAUUUUCUUUGGCUACUGACAUAUCAAGCAAUAACGUCAUGUCUUUUACUCAACAAUUUGCAUGAGGUUCUUGAAUUUCUGAUCAAGAUUAUGUACUUUAAUUUUUAAACACUCUUACUUAGUUACUGGCUUGGAAUUCAUAUUAUCAUUGUAAAGCUAUCCAACAAAUGAAUUCAGAAGAGCUGGUAAUAUAGUUCUGGUACUAAACUUAACAUUCAUGGGUUUACACUACAUUGAAUCCAACUACCAAACAGAUCUGUGUAGGAACAGUGCCAUGAUUUUUCAUUUUCCCUCAUCAUUGCUCAUCAACUGUACAUCUGUGGUUAUCAAAUUUUAAAAGGGCUUUCUGUAAGAAAAACAAAAACAAAACAAAAAACACAUACACAAAAAACCCAAAAAAGAUGAUGAAAUUUUAAUUUUUCUAAAUAUUUUAAAAUAAUAACACAAUCAUAUGAGUUUAUGUAUUAAUAGUCAUAACAAAAAAUGCCAACAAUGACACUGGCAUUGUAUGGAUUUUUAAUUACUGAAUGGAACAGUUCAUUGUAAUAACACUUGUAUAGUAAAGGAAUAAAACACUAACUUAAUGAACGUGUUCAUUGUAAAUGGUUGUGUAUUAUAAAACUUCUCCAAAAGAGUUUGUAUGUUUAUGAAAAUUUAUUUGUUUCACCUGAAGACCUUGAUGUGGUUCUUACCCUAACAGAGUUUAAAAUUCACAUUCACACUUUUUAUAUAAAUAGUAAUAAGUUUAAUUAUGUAACUAAGUAUUUUUAUAAAGUAUGGCAUUGUUGAACUGUUUUGCAGAAUUGGUUCAAAAUAAAUUUCACCUUGAUUG
Messenger RNA from Zonotrichia leucophrys gambelii, 3995 nucleotides. It is a transcript of the gene YES1, whose product is annotated as YES proto-oncogene 1, Src family tyrosine kinase. Bases 290 to 1915 code for a protein of 541 amino acids. Gene Ontology annotation, biological process: innate immune response; cell differentiation; protein phosphorylation. Gene Ontology annotation, molecular function: signaling receptor binding; non-membrane spanning protein tyrosine kinase activity; ATP binding. Lineage: Eukaryota; Metazoa; Chordata; Aves; Passeriformes; Passerellidae. Gene Ontology annotation, cellular component: extrinsic component of cytoplasmic side of plasma membrane. The transcript has 12 exons. The record is from RefSeq and is a predicted model, not a curated record.